UUUUCAAAGCCAGAUGGUCCGGCUGAGAUCGACGGCCUAAACCACAGUAGUGGCUAUAGUUUGAGAAAAGACUAUUUCAGCGUACCGUGCUCAUGUAGAUGUAAGAAUACAAAAGCAAGCCCUCCUUAGCACUGGAUCGAUUUGUUUACUACUGCUGAAAUGUCGGGGUUUCCACCAAUUAAUCAGAUUGCUGGACAUAAUUAUAAUGUGUAUGAGGCUUAUUAUAAGCAGGCAAAUCCUUCAGGUACUGCAACUCUAGGUGCAAAUGAAGCAGCUUUUCUUUUAAAAAGAAGUGGCCUUAGUGAAGGAGUUCUGCAUGAUAUAUGGGAACUUGCUGAUAUGAACUCAAGAGGUUACUUAGAUAAGCAGGGGUUUUUUGUAGCAUUGAAAUUAAUUGCCCUGGCUCAGUCUUCUAAGGAAUUGAAUACUGCAAACCUUACUCUGAACUGUCCUGCACCUAAGCUGGGAGAGUCGCCAAGACCACUUGCCCCUCCACCAUCCGAUGCUGGAAACUGGAUAAUCAAGCAAGCUGAGAAGCAGAAGUAUGACGGAAUUUUCGAGACACUGCAGCCUGUCAAUGGGUAUGUUUCUGGAGACAAAGUGCGACCGGUGUUGAUGAACUCAAAAUUGCCAGUUGAUGUUCUUGGAAGGGUUUGGGCAAUGGCCGACAUCGAUAAAGACGGAAUGUUAGAUAAAGACGAGUUUGCAGUUGCAAUGCAUCUGGUUUACCGGGCACUUGAUGGAGAAUCUGUUCCGACUGUUCUUGCAUCCGGACUUGUACCUCCUUCCAAGAGGGCGGUUGCAUCUCAAGCAGCUGUGGUAUCGUCAAUGUCAUCAGGAAGUUAUAGUCCAAGGACCUCAAGCAUAUCAUCGGCUCCUGUAGUGGCCGGGAAGACUUGGGUCGUUACCGCGGCUGAAAAAUCGAAAUUUGAUGGUAUGUUUGCUCAGGCUGAUACAAACAAAGACGGAUUGGUUUCGGGCCCUGAGGUGAAAAAUAUAUUUAUUGCAUCUGGACUCCCGCAGCAAGUUUUAGCUCAUAUAUGGGGAUUGUGCGAUACCAAGAAUGCUGGCUUGUUGAAUGCAGAACAAUUUGCCCUUGCCAUGCAUCUUAUUGCCAAAAAGCGAAACGGUGUGGACCCGCCGAAUCAGCUAACUCAAGAAAUGAUCCCGCCUUCGAUGAGAGAAAAGGACGACAUGACGUCAUUGUCUUCAAAUCUUGCUGCAUUGCAAGCGAAAGAUUUUGCCGCUAUCAAGGAGUUGGAUCAGAUAAGCCAAGAGAUCGAAAAACUUGGCCGGGAGAAAAUUGCUCUACAACAAGAAAUCGAGCAAACAGAAGACAACAUUAGAAAAAGAAAAACAGAGAUCGAGGAUUUGCAAGGUGAGAUUGCAAAAACAGAGAAAGCUAACAAGGAAUUGCAGCUACAGAAGUAUGAGGCUUCGGAGAGUCUCGCCAGCCUGGAUAAAGAGAAAGAGAAAAACGACGGGUUGCUAGAGGUUCUCCGGCAAGCAUACGAGGAUGAAAAGCAAAUACUAGCAAACCUGAAAGAUCAGAUUUCAUCUCAGGAAUCCAUUCUUAAGAACCAAGAAGAGGAAUUUGUUACUGCUCGAAAGGAGCUGAAUGAACUCAGGGAAGAGGAGUCAAAGCUAGAGCAGCAGGUGCAAGCAGGAAAAACGCAGUUAGAGCAAAUUAAAAAAACACUUGCAACAACCAAAAAUGAAGUAUACCAGAUGAAAACGAAGGUAUCCAAGCUAACAGAAGAAAAUCAAACCGUGAAUGCGUCUAUCAACCAAUUCUCUUCAAUGACCAAUAGCAUUUCAUCAAAUAGUGCCUCUAGUACCCCUGUUCCAAUCGGCGAAGGCCUGAGUGCUUUGCCGGAGAACCUCGAAGCAACAUUCGCCCAUUCCGAUGUGGAUCAGAUCAGUGCCAGAGCAACUGCCGGUAGCAGCCCGGUUAGCAGUAUAAGCGGUUUCAGCGUUGGUUCCGGGUCAGGCCGGGUUGAUGAUGCCAAUGAUGAGGAUUUCAAGGAUCAAGAUCCUUUUAAACCGAAGUCGGAUGUAUUCAGUGGCAAUGAAUCAGAAAACGCAGAUCCAUUUCAUACAGAAGACCCAUUCAAACAGGAUCCAUUCAAAACAGUCUCAUUCGCAGGGGAUCCAUUCGCAGGUGACCCCUUCCAUGAAAAAGACCCAUUUCACACAGAGCACGAUAAAAAUGAGGAUGAAGUAGACCCAUUUAAAUCCGAUCCAUUCAAGCCAGUUGCCACAUCGGCUGCUCCAAGUUCGUCAUCAACAACACAAGCAAGUAGACCUAUGGAAUCAGCAGCGGAUCCUUUUAGUUCACUAGAUCCAUUCGGAAGUGGCGCCUUCGCAGCUCCAAAGACAUCAAAGUCUUCAGCGUCAGACCCGUUCACCUCUGAUCCGUUCGCACCCACUUCUGCCGAUGAUGCAAGCCCAGCAACAUCUAAAAAGUCGUCAGUUUCCUCAUCCCAUGCAGGCGGUAAAGAUGAUCCGUUCUUUGGUGGCUCGAGUCAGUCCGCUUGGUCGGAUCCAUUUGGAUCCGGUCAUGAUGAUCCAUUUGGAAGCACCGGUACAGCCUCAGUUGGCAAGGCUGAUGAUCCGUGGUCAGCAUUUGGUGAUGAUACUCCGAAGUCAACGGGUAACCAUAAUGGGCAGGAUCUUGACUGGGCAAAGACCGAUCGCGACAGCGAAAGAAAAAACGACAUGGAUAUCGCCUUAGCUUUAAAACAAACUGUUGAAAGCUCAUCAGAAGCGUAAAUUCAAGAUAUGUUAGAAAACUAUUAUUACUGAGAACACUAAUGCUCAGUUGUACAGGAAUUCAAGGUAGAAUAGCUCGUUUAUAUGAAUGAUGAAAGUAGAUCCUCGUAGUAAAUCAAAAUCAUAAAAUUAUUACCUUGGUUACAAAGAUAUUCAAAUUACUAAUUUCAUGUACCCAUUGUUCUCACGUUGUCUCGUUCCUCAAUUGCAGCUGCAUGCUGCAUUUGGGAUUAAUUCGUUGCUCGUCAGCAGGCCCGCCGAGAGCUUUUUUGGGCCCUAGGGCGAUAAGAAAGAUGAGGCCUCUGGUUGUUGUUUAUUGCUAGAAACUUCGUUACAACUUCUUCGUUCCCCUCUCUACUCAGGGACUGGGUUAAGCUGCCCCUCAUGCCCCCUCUCGGUGGGCUGCUCGUCAGAAUUUCGUAAUACAUAGAACAAUAAGGCAUAUGAACGCUGUAGCGUUAAACUCUCGUGAAACUCGUUGUAUGCAGUAAAUACUUCAGUCUUCAUUAGCAGCUGUUCUACAAAAUGUUUAUCAACUCCCCUAAUGCUCGAUUUUAUCAUAAUUUUUGUACGCUAUGCAUAACUCUACUAUAAGUGAGCGUGUCGACCUAUGUUUUUAACAUCAGUUCAAUGUAAUGCUAAUUUUGCCUCGUUUCGAUUUGAAGCAACCCUUGAAGCGAAAUAUUUGCUUAUCUAAGAAGAGCCAUUUAAAAUUAAUGAAAAACCUGAACAGAUCAAUGUCUGCGGAAUCAGCAGCUAAUUUAUUUUUUAAUCUUUAUUGUUAAUGACGUCAUUCGUUUAUGUAGUUUUUUUAAAUUUACCAUAUGGUUAAUUGAUAAAUGUCCAGUAAUCGGAAAACGGACAGUGUUAUGUCAAAUUACAAGAAAGGGUCUAAAGCUUCACCUUGUUGGAUUUAUGCUGUUAUUGAUUUUGAACCUGCAUUUUCCGAUGCAUUUUGUGAUCAGUGUGUUUGUACUGGGUAUAUGGGUUAGACCGUACAUAUAAUUCAUUUAGUAUACACCGUUUCUUAGACACGCGUAUGGUUUUGCGUUCAAAUUAUGUUCAACAUACUCAGUUACUCGGGUGUUAGCUCGAUUCAGUGUUACCUUUCUUGCUUUCUUUCUUCUUUUUAUUUUAAACAAUCUUCUGGUGGUACAAAACUUGUAAAUGGCUUUGAAAAAAGCAAACAUUUAGUAAACUAAAGCUUUCCGUCUGACACUCUUCAGAGUUUGAAACGUCAGAACAUAGAUCGAAAACUCUACGCUAGGAAAUAUAUAUACCCAGUUGUGGAUCGAAAUAG
Messenger RNA from Rhopilema esculentum, 4072 nucleotides. RefSeq lists its product as uncharacterized. NCBI's taxonomy places the organism in Eukaryota, Metazoa, Cnidaria, Scyphozoa, Rhizostomeae, Rhizostomatidae. Gene Ontology annotation, molecular function: protein binding; calcium ion binding. The record is from RefSeq and is a predicted model, not a curated record. Gene Ontology annotation, biological process: endosomal transport; endocytosis. Gene Ontology annotation, cellular component: clathrin coat of coated pit; cytoplasm; plasma membrane.